AUGAAGAAGCAGGGAAAGAACAACGGUUGCAAGAGCAAUGGAUUCGUUCCUUCUUCUUUCAAGUUCAUUUCGUCUUGCAUUAAGACCGCCUCUUCCGGCGUCAGAACUGCCGGCGCCUCCGUUGCUGCAUCUAUUUCCGGCGAUGGACAUGAUAAUAAAGAUCAGGUGCUUUGGGCUUGCUUUGAUAGGCUAGAGCUUAGUCUGUCUUCUUUCAAACAUGUCCUCUUACUUGGAUAUACUAACGGCUUUCAAGUUCUUGAUGUGGAAGAUGCCUCUAAUAUCAGGGAACUUGUCUCAAAACGCGAUGAUCCAGUUUCGUUUUUACAGAUGCAGCCUGUCCCUGCAAAAUCAGAGGACUGUGAAGGAUUUAGAGCAUCACAUCCUUUACUCUUGGUAGUUGCGUGUGAUAAAUCAAAGAUACCAGGUACAGUGCAAAAUGUCAGAGAUGGCCACAAUGAAGCUCAAGCUGAAAAUAUUAUCAACUCAGCUACAACGGUUAGAUUUUACUCACUAAGGUCUCAUACCUAUGUCCAUGCUCUAAGAUUCCGUUCAACUGUCUACAUGGUUAGAUGCAGUCCUCAAAUAGUCGCAGUGGGUCUUGCUACUCAAAUAUACUGUUUUGAUGCUCUUACUCUUGAGAAUAAAUUUAGUGUUCUCACUUAUCCCGUGCCUCAGUUGGGUGGACAAGGAAUAGUUGGGGUUAAUAUUGGCUAUGGUCCAAUGGCUGUAGGGCCGCGGUGGUUAGCUUAUGCCUCCAACAACCCAUUGCUGUCAAACACAAGUCGCUUAAGUCCUCAAAGUCUGACUCCUCCUUCUGUUAGCCCAUCAACAUCACCAAGCAGCGGAAACCUGGUAGCCCGAUAUGCCAUGGAAUCUAGUAAGCACUUGGCUACUGGGCUUAUCAAUCUUAGUGAUAUGGGCUACAAAACAUUGUCUAAAUACUAUCAAGAUCUAAUGCCUGACGGGUCAAGUUCCCCUGUAUCUCCAAAUUCAAGCUGGAAAGUUAGUCGAUUUGCUUCAAAUUCUACAGAAACAGAUUCGGCCGGAGUGGUUGUUGUCAAGGAUUUUGUUUCUAGGGCUGUUGUGGCACAAUUUAGGGCCCAUACUAGUCCUAUAUCAGCGCUAUGUUUCGAUCCGAGUGGAACACUUCUAGUUACUGCCUCAAUUCAUGGUAAUAACAUCAAUAUAUUUCGAAUUAUGCCAUCCUACUCAAAGAAAGGACCGGGUUCUCAGAGCAAUGAUUGGAGUUGUUCUCAUGUGCACCUUUACAAACUCCACCGUGGCAUGACAUCUGCUGUAAUACAAGAUAUUUGUUUUAGCCACUACAGUCAGUGGGUUGCCAUCAUUUCCUCCAAGGGAACUUGUCAUAUUUUUGUCCUUUCUCCUUUUGGAGGUGAGACCGUUCUUAAGCUACACAAUCAGGAUACAGAAGGACCCGCUCUUUUGCCAGUUUUUCCUCUACCAUGGUGGUUCACUCCAAAUUUUACUGUAAACCAGCAUCAACAGCUUUGCCACAUACCCCCCCAACCUCCUGCUCUUCUUUCUGUGGUUAGCAGAAUAAAAAAUGUUAAUGCCGGAUGGCUCAAUACGGUUAGUAAUGCUGCAUCUUCUGCAGCAGGGAAAGUCUCAGUUCCAUCUGGUGCUGUUUCUGCUGUCUUUCAUAGUUCUGUUUCUCUUGACUCACACAACGCAUACGCAAAAGUUCAUGUAUUGGAACACUUACUGGUUUAUACGCCUUCUGGUCACUUAAUUCAAUAUAACCUACUACCAUCAUUGAUGGCAGAGCCAAAUGAAACUGCUUCAAGAACAGCCCAAGUUCCUUUACCACAGAUACAAGAAGAAGAUUUACGAGUGAAGGUUGAACCUGUUCAGUGGUGGGAUGUCUGUAGGAGAUAUGAUUGGCAAGAAAAGGAGGUAUAUAUAUCAGGGAAUACACCUGGUGGACUGGAUGCUGCUGAAAUGAUCUUAGAUGUUUCAAACUGUGAAAAUUAUAGUGUUGGGAACGAUGAUUCUAUUAAACCUAAUCAGGAUUGUCACUUCUCAAAUGCAGAGGUACAUAUAAGCUCUGGGAGGAUACCAAUUUGGGAGAAGUCUGAGGUGUCUUUCUUUGUGAUGGGUUCUUUUGAGACUGGAGGGCUGAAUAAAUUUGAUCUUCUAACCAAUGGAGAGAUUGAGAUAGAAGAUAUUCCUGUUAACGAGGUUGAAAUAAGACAGAAGGUUUUGUUACCUGUCUAUGAUCAUUUCCACAAAAUUCAGUCCACUUGGGGUGACAGAGGUAUUGUUAUAAGAAGAUGCUCCAGCUCUUCAUCAGAUUCACAUGCCACUGAAGAGAAGGGUUCAGAAGACGCUGCUAUUUCCCAUCCAAAGUUAAUAGUACCUGGCUUAGCUGAAAAAAAAGAUGUUGGUGCCUCAAAUUUUGCUGAUAGUAUAACAAAGGUUAAAUCAUCAGAACAUGGUGACUGUUUCAAUUCAAGUUUUAGUGGUUGUGAUAUGAAUAUGCAUGUUACUUGUGAGGAGUCACUCCGUGACUCACCAGACUACGAGCAAUUUUUUCAAGAGGGUUAUUGUAAAGCCUCAGUUGACUGUCAUGAAUCAGCAGAAAUUACUACUGAUAUGGAUUGUAGCAGUCCCUCUGGCAGGGAAAAGUCUGAUGAAGAUGGUGAUAAUGAUGACAUGCUUGGUGAUAUAUUUGACUUCUCCGAGGAAGGUUGA
Molecule: messenger RNA, 2712 nt
Organism: Lathyrus sativus (Indian pea)
Lineage: Eukaryota; Viridiplantae; Streptophyta; Magnoliopsida; Fabales; Fabaceae
Source: the annotation of a GenBank genome assembly